Messenger RNA from Arabidopsis thaliana (thale cress), 501 nucleotides. RefSeq names its product arabinogalactan protein 14 (gene AGP14). The transcript has a single exon. Bases 93 to 275 code for a protein of 60 amino acids. NCBI's taxonomy places the organism in Eukaryota, Viridiplantae, Streptophyta, Magnoliopsida, Brassicales, Brassicaceae. Gene Ontology annotation, cellular component: membrane; plasma membrane. The record is from RefSeq and is marked reviewed.
ACAAGCCACACAUCAAAAACAACAACACAACAAUAAGCACCAAAACCUCUUUUCUUCUCUUCAUUUGAGUCUCAAAUCGAAAAAUACUAACAAUGGAGGCAAUGAAGAUGAAGCUUUACGUGGUGGUUUUGGUGGCAGUGAUAGCGUUCUCUACAGUUCACCAGACGGUUGCAGCGGUUGACGCUCCCGCGCCUAGCCCUACCUCCGAUGCUUCCUCAUUUAUCCCUACUUUCUUCGCCUCCGUAGCGGUGAUGGCCUUUGGAUUCUUCUUUUAAGAAGUUUCUUCUUUGCUUUUUAUGUUUAAAUGAAUUUAAAGUAAAAUCAACUAAUUGAUGAUGUUUAAGUCUGGUCUUGUUUUGAGUUCUAGUUGAUUUCAUGUUGGUUAUGUUUGAUGUCUUUUAUCUCUCUAUUAUGUAUCGCUGUUGAAUUUGACUCAUUCGAAUAUCAAUAAUAAUAUAAUCAAUAAUAAUAUAAUAUUAUUAUUAUUUGUCUAUUUUCUUU